Messenger RNA from Parascedosporium putredinis, 345 nucleotides. NCBI's taxonomy places the organism in Eukaryota, Fungi, Ascomycota, Sordariomycetes, Microascales, Microascaceae. The record is from the annotation of a GenBank genome assembly.
AUGGCUCCCCAAAGAGUGACCUACCGCCGCCGCAACGGCUACAACACCACGUCCAACCUCACCCGGACGAUCAAGACCCCCGGUGGCAAGCUCCGACUCCUUCACAUCAAGAAGCGAGGCACCAACCCCAAGUGCGGCGACUGUGGCAACAAGUUGGCGGGCGUUCCUGCUCUCCGACCCCGCGAGUACUCCCAGAUUUCCAAGCCUCAGAAGAACGUCAGCCGCUCGUACGGUGGAUCCAGGUGCGGCAACUGUGUUCAGGACAGGAUCGUCCGCGCGUUCCUUAUCGAGGAGCAGAAGAUUGUGAAGAAGGUGCUGAAGGAGCAGAGCGAGAAGAAGAAAUAA